Messenger RNA from Saccostrea cuccullata (small rock oyster), 4811 nucleotides. RefSeq lists its product as uncharacterized. Bases 170 to 4048 code for a protein of 1292 amino acids. The transcript has 17 exons. The record is from RefSeq and is a predicted model, not a curated record. Lineage: Eukaryota; Metazoa; Mollusca; Bivalvia; Ostreida; Ostreidae.
UCAUGAUGGAAUUCCCCUCAGCUAUCCUGGUAACAAAAUCAUGAAUUCAUGUAGGUUAGCCCAUUUGUUUUCAAGAACACAGUAGAUUGAAAGCUUCCAUCCAACUUUAUUACACUUUAAAUUUAAGUGAUAAACUGCCGGAUACCAGCUUGUGAAACAGAGGUCAAAGAUGAAGAAAAUUCGCUUGUCUGACACUGACCUUGAACUCUUUGAACUGGAGAUCAACCCAGGGGAUUAUACAUUCUUCACCAGACACAAAGAGGCCUUCAGAUGCAUGUGGAAAGAACAGGGAUUGUCUUUCUGGAAAAAGUUCAUCAUAACAUUUCGAAGCUUUACCAAUCGACAUGGAGCUAUCAAAGAAAUAUCCAGUAAUUCUAAAAAAUUUGAAGACUUCAUCGACCAGGCAUUUAUUUUUGUUCAAGAAAACUUUGUAGAAGGGAGAGAGGGGAAAGCUAAGACCUUUAUUGAUGAUGUAGCCAAACUAGCCCAGAAUAGAGACCGGUUUAAAGAUCUGGAUUCCAAAUCUUUUGCCAAGGAUCCAUUUUACAUGAGAGAUACAAGAGAUCUAUUUAGACGAUUCUUUGGUCCACCAGAUCAGAAGGCGUCAUAUCUUAAGGUGUAUGUGGUUAGUCCAAUAUAUUUACGAUUCGGAGGAUCGGUAUGUCGAUGUCUCAGACGUUGGCUAGAUGCUCCUACCAUGGAAGAGGGGGACGAAUCAUAUUGGGUACCUCCUGAAAACCAGAGUAAUGGUAACGAAAAGCCUCGGAGCACUGUGAUAAUGUGCAAACCUUGUCUUGAUGACUGUAGUACAAAAUAUUUCCGAGAAAAAAUAUCUGGAAAAAGAAAUGGGCCAAGCUUUAUAGACUAUUGGACACUAGGAGACCCACGUUUCAAUGACAAAAAUAAUCCUUUGUAUGACUUAUCGGCGAACGAGUUUUCGGAUUGGAGAGACACUCUAUCCAUUGAGAAGUUCCGUGACUUUGUGCAUUAUGCCAAAUUCCAAUAUGGUGAUGAAUCCAACAAAUGCCAGGAGUGUUUGAACUUGAGCAAUAAGCGGGAAGAUCCCAUGGACAGUAUAUCUGUAGCAGACUGCAGGUCAGACGGUCACAAAAAGAAAAAACGCAAGAAGAAGAGCAAGGUCAAACCUACGGCUGACGAUGUGGAUAAUGAUAUCGAUGACCUCGUAGCACACAUUGAAGGAGAAAAACAACUGGAUCAAAUGCCUGUUUCUACAUUCGCUGGGGCCAAAGUUCCAGACACUGUCAUACCCAUUAAGAAAAAUGAGGAUAAGAAUCAAAACAAACCUGUAAGUAAUAAAAAGAAGAAAAUCUAUGAGGAAAGAACUAAGAUAAUGGAGGGAUUUAAGUCUGACAUACUGCAAGCUAAUGAUGACCUUCCAAGGAACAGUCGAUUAGAGGGUUUUAACGUGGUCCGUAUUGAAGACGAUAAGACAGGAUCUAGUGAGCUGACAGUAUCCAUCAAAGCCAUUAAGGGAGAAGAGGGCAGAUCCCCCCGGCCUAAGAUGACGCGAUACCAGAGUUCCUAUCCGCUGACGGCUCAGAUGAUCCGCAGUCACCUGGAGAACCUCCCUGAGAGGCUGGAGUGGUACGAGGGGGACUGCUGGUGUGCCUGUGUUCUGAACUAUGCCACAGAGGAGAAGGAGAACCCUACAGACUUCACCAUCAAAGUUUCAGGACCUGACGAAGAUACCACCAAGAGAACCAUGUUUAAAUUACUGUUUUAUGUGGGGCGGAGGAAGAGCCGGUCCUGCCCGGGCUGGGUGAUGGAGGACGAUGACGUGGUGGCCUGUAUCCUCCCCGACGACUGCCCUGACCAGGAGGGACUGUCCAUCUCUAUCAUCAAAGGCUUUCACUUCCUGGAUAGGCUCAGCAAUGAUGAACAAAAGACCAUGGUUAAGACUGAAGAGGCAGAAAAACCAGCUGAAAAAGUUCUAAUGACAGUAAGAGGAAAAGAUGUGGAAAAACUUCUGCAGAAUGAACUGGGAAAAGGUGUUCUGAAGGUCAUAUUGGACACAUAUGGCAAUAAUGCUAUAAAUGGAAAUACUGGUGGAACCAUUAAUUUAAAUGCACCAUUUUCAGAUAAGAUUGGGAAAGAACAGGAACAACCAAUAUGGACCCAAAUACAAAAGGACCCAGAAAAAUUUGAACUCUUCUUCAUGGUUUCAAAGAGUACUGAACCUCAGCUUCAGAAGAGAGGAUUUACAACCGUGGAUUACUCCCUAUUUGAGAAAGACCCUAUGAAUAAAUAUAUGCCAUGGGAGAGAGUGUUCUGUCUCAGAUGUAAAAGAAACAGAAGAAUUUGUACAUGUGGACCUUUCAAAAAAUUUGUUGAGUUGGAGCAAACAAGAAUGGAACCAGUCAAUGUAACUAAAAGGGAGGAUCUGGAUUUGAGGCUGGGAACCAACAUGAGAAAGCCCAUCCUCCAAGAUAUUCUGAACAGAGAGUUUGAAAAUCAUGCUUCUCUUAAAGAAAAAGACAAGCAAAGAUUUGAGCAGUUGAAGGCUAAUUUACAAAGUGUCCCAGAGGUGGAUGAGGAGAAGGCCAAAGAGGAAAUGAGGGAUUUUAUUGCAUCGGUCCUCAUAAAGAGGAAGAUGGAGGAGGAAAAAGAGAGGCCCAAGAAGGUGCUUUUAUUUGGAAGUGGAUUGAGCAAAGAUGGGGUUAGCAGGAUAAGCCAAGUUAAGACUGUGGAGGAGAGUGGGAAGAAAGAUAAAGCACAGGGAAUUUAUAAUCCAAAUAAUAGGAAGGGUAGAGUAUAUAGAACUGUUGUAAAUGAGAAAAGUAGAAGCAGAGAACCCAGGAGUACAGCGAUUCUAAUUAGACCACCAGAGAAAAAAUUGAGUGUCAAUGGAACAAAAGAAAUACAGAAAGGCAGUAUGGACAAAAUGGCAGGUAGACAAAAGGAAGAAGAAGAGAAAAAAAUUGAAAAUGCUAAAGAUAAAGAAAAGACCCCAGAAGAUGCACCAGUUGGGCUAGAGAGUAUUGAUAAUGAGGACGAUGAUAAUGAAUGGACGAGCACAGAUGAUGAAUCAGAUGAUGAGAAAAAAGAAGACAUUCAGCCAUUACAGACAAAGUCAAAAGAACCAAACAUUCCAGAUGACUCAGCUGAUUGUGCAAAACCACAAGUUGAGAAGGAAAAUAAUGAAGAUACAAUUUCUGCAGGAGAAGGGGAGAUAAAAGCAAUAGAGCAGUCCCCUAUACAAGGACCUGAAGUUGAAGUUAAUAAGGAUGACAUUGAAAGAAGUAAAGAUGAGUCUUCUGUGCUAGAAGUGGACAAAGAUCAAGUAAUGAAAAGUGAGGGUGAUGAAAGUAAGCCAGUUGAUGCGAAGGGGCAGGGAACCAAGAUAAAUGAAGAAGUUCAGAUGGUUACUGGAGUAGAAGGGGGACCAGUCACUACAGAUGAAAACCAAUCAGCUAAUUCUGAAGAGGGAGAAGCUCCUAUAAAGGAGGAGGGAAAACCAACAAGUCUAGAACAGAAGGAGAUAAUUGAAAAUAAUCCAGAAAAUUCCUCUCUGGCAAAGGAAAGUGAUUCACCUGUAACAGAUCAAGAGAGGUCAACCAAUACAGAAGAAACACAGGCAGAAGUAGCAGAUCAGGAAAAGUCAGUCACAGAAGAGAAUCUAUCUGCAGAAGAGAAAGCCACACAAACCACUGCUGAACAAACUGGCUCCUUGGAAAUAAAUGGGAACGAAUCCAUUACUACACUGACGGAACAAAAUUCUACCCAAACUGACCAGGAUGGAAAGCCACAAGAUGAAGGUAGUAAUCAACAUCAAGUAUUGACUGAUAAAAAAGAUGAAGUGCCCUCUACAACAGAACCAGUUAUUGAGAAGAGAGAGGUUCUUGGUGGAAUACUUAAGUGCUGCUCAUUCUGUAACACAGAAGAACCAGCCCCCAAAACAUACAAGAAAUGCCUCAAAUGCAAACAAGAAGGAAUCAUUAGUGCUAGAUAUUACUGUGGGAAAAAUUGCCAAACAUCAGACUGGAAAAUACGUCAUAAAGGAGAGCACAAAGAAAACCUACUGGACUGAAAAGACAUUCAAAGAUUUUGCUAUGCUGUGCUUACUACGAGGUCUUUUGUUCAGAAUUUUGAUGAGCUUGGUGAUUGUAUUCUUAUUAUUUUAUAUUAAUUACCUACUUUUAUUUUUUUUCUUUUCUGUAUACAUUGAUUUUUUUUUUUCAAAAAUGUUUUGAUCAUGUAAUGUUUAUGUUAUGUAAAAUUUAUAGAUAUUGAUUGUUACAUAAAGGCUAUUCAGUUUUAUUAACUGUAGAUCAAGGAUAAUUUUUUAUGUGUAGUUUUAGUUUUGCAUUUAAGUCUUUAGGAAAAUGACAUAUUUUGUGACUUUAUUUGAACAUAUUUUAAGUGGAAUUAUUAUAUCGAAGCACUUAAUAUUAUGUAUGUGUCUAUCUUUUAUAUUUAUUUAGCAAUUCGAUGUUUUCAAAUUUUAUUUUAAAAUCAAAUUAUUUUAUUGGUUAAGUACAAUCAAGAAAUAAUUGUUUAACUUAUAAUUAAGAUUUGAUUUGUCUUACAAAAAUGACUUGUCUUGACUCUCUAUAUAUGAGUACCCUAUACUACAGUGCUUAAAAUGUAUUUAAUUUUCCCAUUUUAUUCGCUGAAUAUGUUUGAAAAUUUUGUGUUAUAUGUGUCCAUGUAUGCACACAUAGCUUAGAGUAUUUUAAAAUUUUUUGAUUAAAAUGAUUGAUCAAUAAAAAUAGCAAUGAAUGAAGCUACUAUCAUGGUUUAUGUAGACGAAGACAUACUCUUUAAUUAAAUGCAUUAUAGGAGGAAACUUC